Aphanomyces invadans is the source of this 2475-nucleotide messenger RNA. RefSeq lists its product as hypothetical. The transcript is spliced from 9 exons. The record is from RefSeq and is a predicted model, not a curated record. Bases 1 to 2475 code for a protein of 824 amino acids. Lineage: Eukaryota; Oomycota; Saprolegniomycetes; Saprolegniales; Verrucalvaceae.
AUGAAGAAUAGCGACAAGAGCAACAGCAUUGAGUGCCGUGCCACGUUGGACGACGUGCUGGUGCAGCCCCGCGUGUUGUUGUACUCAGGCUCAGAUGAGUCCCUGGAGUCAAACGGAUUGCUGCAGGCACUAGAGCGCCUGGGAUCAAGACCAAGCGUUGUGGACAAGCCAUUUGUGAAGCUGAAGCCGUUUGGUGUGAACUCUCUGUCGCUCAAGAUCAACCUCCUGAUCGGUCAACCUGUUAUGGAACGCCUCGGGUUUUCGCUUGAUGACAUGCUCGUGGAUGCGCUGAUGAAGUGCCAAACCAGGGAAGUCGGCGAUUUGGGCGACGGUGAAGACAAACCAAGAACCUUCCAACGCCUGCAGGAGAUGUAUGGUGACGACGCUGAAGAGUUGGACGUUGCUUGCUCUACCCUGUCGAUGGAGAAGACGGCUGACCCAUACGGGCAGAUACGGCGCAUCCUCGACGAAAAGAUUGCGGAGGCCAUGGAACGUGGCCUUACGGAUGCGCAAGCGAUGGAGCUCAGGCGCAUCCUGACCCAUCACAUCGAUGUGUUCCGUCUCGAGUUUGGUCGGGACUUGCCGGUGGAUGUGGAGCCGUUGAUGGUACGGCUGAAGGAAGGCGCGGUCCCUGUAAAGACGUCACUGCGGCGGUACCCGCCUGCCCACAUGGAUUACCUCAAGAAGCAUACCGAUCAACGUGUGGACAGUCUCGAUGCCAUGGCCGAUGCCGAACUUGGCCGCAGCCAUGGCAACGCUGGUCGGUCUGAAGGUGUUUUCACGCUGGAUUGGCUGAAGGGAUAUUGGCAUCUCGCGCUGCAUCCCGCCUGCCAGUUGUGGUACUCGUUCAUUACGCCUUUUGGCUUGUAUACCUCCACCCGGAUCCUUAUGGGCCAGACGGGGUUCCGCCUCAAGCUCCAUCCAAGGAAGUGCGACUUCUUCCUCAAGGAAGCCAAAUGGUGCGGGAAAAGACGCCAACAACUGGCGCCGAGUUACAGCAGUUCGUGUGCGCCACGAACUGAUGCGCACGUCGAUCCCGGGGUAUGCGAGUUUGGUUGCUCCCAGCGUGGAUUGCUGGAUUUUGCAGCCAAGGCCGCCGGAGGCUCGAAGAAGACAGCCUUGGCGAAGAUCAAGUUGGAUGUCAUCGGUUGGGCAGCUGAGCACGACGAGUGUAAUGCAGCUGUUGAAACGACGCUUCAGCACACGGUGCCGCUGUCGCAUCCGUCGUCGGGGAAGGUCAUCUGUUUGUACACAGAUGCAAGCGAAACGCACUGGGGCGCGGCGAACACCCAGAUUCCACCUAGAGACCUGGGUCUGCCCGUGGAUGAUCAGGGGCAUGAGCCGCUGGCGGAAGCGUUUGCGAUCGUGGAGUCGUGCAAACGGCUCGAGUACCUCCUGCUGCGGCAGCAGGGAUUCCGACUGUUCACGGAUCAUCAGAAUCUGUUGCACAAAUUCAACAUGGCGCGUUACCAUGCCCACAAGUUGAAGUGGUGGGCUAUGGUCAUGACGACGUUCCCAUUUGGUAGCCUGUGGGGAGUGGCCCCUCUGCCUGCGCAAGUUGCGCGAGUGCGACAACUGGUGGUUGCUUCGCCCCUACAAGCAGAGGAUUUCGAAUGGCCGACGGCAGCCAAGAUCUUGGGGUUACAGCGUGAAGCGACGGAAAACUCGGGGGAAGAACACCCGAAUGUGACCUGGAGUGAAGAGAACGGUCUUUACGUGACGACAGCCAGCAAGAUUUGGGUCCCGGACAAGGCAGUGGAUCUGCAUCAUUGCCUGUCAAGGACGGUGGAAGUGGUGAACAGCUUCGUGAAGCGCGAGUUGAAGGCCCUCCUCAGCGAGAUGAAGUUGCGACUGGACGAGUGGUACCGUGUAUUGCCGCUCGGGCAAAGUGCCCUGAACCACCAGUCGGCCGAUCGGCUGGGUGGUGUUUCCCCGGUGACGACGUUUCAAGUUUUGCCGUCAACACCGCCGAUUGCUGGGUUCGUACACCCAAGGACGAAGGAAGUGGUGACUGUGGACUGGCUUCCCAGCACAGGUAAGAAGCACAUGGCCGAGUUACGACAAGCUCUAGACGACAUGCAUCGGUAUGUCGCUCAACUGGUGGAGCCGUACAAGACAGCGUUGCACCACACCAGCCGGCUCAAGUUCAUUCGCGUCGAUGACCUCGAGGUAACAAAUGACCUGGUGGAUUACGCCGCGUUCGGUGAAGCAGGUUUCUACGUCGAGGCACUCUUGGCGGCGCGUUGCAACGAAGGAAGACAUGAAGUUCUGGUCAAGUGGAAGGGGUUUGAAGCAGAAGCGUCUUGGGAACCUGCAUCCCAAUUGUGCGAAGACAUUGCGGUUGUAAUGCGGUGUUGUAUUGUGAAGAACGACGACAAACAAGAAAUCAAGGCACUGCGGGCGCCCAUAGAAGAAACGAUCGGACACUCCCUAUUGGAGGGGGAAGUGUUCUGGGUGCCCAGAACAGUAGUAUGA